UCUUUCUUUUUUUAAAUUUAUUUUUAUUUUUAUUCAUUUUUUCUUUUAGCUUGUUUCUGGGGCCAGCGGAACUCUUUAAGGGCGAAAAGACGCGGGAUUAUUAGAUUUCAUUAAAUUUUUUUGCAUUGAUAUAUUUUUUAUUUUUAGGUGCGUGUGCGUACAGUGCGCAUCAUUCCCUGUGAUUCCCCCUGUACGCGCAAGAGAGGCAAUGCGCCCACCCAGGCGAUGCUAGCCUAUUAGCUGAAGAGAAAGGCAGAGAGAGAGAGAGAGAGAAGGAGAGAGGGAAAGAGAGAGAGAGAAGCACAGAGAGAGAAAGAGGGAGAGAGGCUUCAAGUCCUGGAUCUUCUAGAGGAAGCUAAUUUACGAGUCUUGUUUUGCCUUUCAGGAAGGGGGGAAAAAAACCCGGAGAGAUAAGAAGGGGAGGGUGGUCGGUGAAGGAGAAUGCAGCAAUCACAUUUUUAAGCAUGCAGAAGCGGGCCGUUUCCGGUUCCUAGGCUCGCCGUAUCAUCUCCCCCCCAUCCGACGCCAAGCAGCAGCAGCCGUAUGGGGAAAGCAGAGGCAGACCCAGAUGGCAUGGACACUUCCACGACGUCUGCCGCUCUGCCCCGCCUGCCCUGCCGGAGCCCGUUCGCUGCCGCUGCCGCCGCCGCCGCCGCCGCCACCGCCGUCUCUCUCCUCCAGCUCGCUCCGCCGCCCAGCAGCACUGCAGCACAGCACAGGCUGACGGCAUGAGGCUGGAUCCGGUGCAUCUCUCCAUGCUGGUCAUCGGGGUCUCCUUCGCCUGCUACGCCCCGAGCCUCAACUCCCUCCAGGACCAGGCGUACCGAUCGGCCGUGGUCAUCGAGGGCGAGGUGCGCUCCUCCCCGGAGAACGUCUCCGCCACCGAGCCCUACAGCGUGAAUGUCAGAGUGCUGGAUGUGUGGCCCGUCAACAGCGGCGGCCUCGAGAGGGAGCAGCUCGUGACCGUCGGGGACUUCGGCUCCGAGGCGCCCUGCACCACGGUGGAGAAGGACCACAGGUACAUCUUCUUCAUGGACCCGACCGCCGAGCCCCUGGUGUUCAAGGCGUCCUACGCCCCCGUGGACGCCAGCGAGCCGGAACUGAAGAAGAAUGUGGAGAGAGUGCUGUGCGAGGACUGCGCGUCUGCUCCCAAGCUGAGGCCGAUGCGAGGCCAGUCUCUGCUGGAGGGGGGCAAGAUGUACUUGAAGUGCGAGGCGUCGGGGAACCCCAGCCCUUCCUUCCGCUGGUACAAAGACGGACGCGAACUGCAGAAAGGCAGAGACCUCAAAAUCAAAACCAACGUAAAAAAUUCAAAGUUGCAGAUCACCCGUGUCCGUCUGGAAGACUCCGGCAACUACACCUGCGUGGCUGAAAACUCGUUAGGACAAGAAAACGCCACGAGUAUCAUCACCGUGCAGAUCUUGACCACCACCACCCCAUCUCCAGGUGUGAGUCACGUGAGGCGCUGCAACGACUCAGAAAGGGCCUACUGCGCUAACGGAGGAGACUGUUACUUUAUACACGGUUUUAACCAGCUGUCCUGCAAGUGUCCCAAUGACUAUACGGGGGACCGCUGUCAAAACUCCGUCUUGACCAGUUUCUACAAAAUGAGGUCUAUUAACUAUAGCAAUCUUUUCAAAAAUGGAUUUAUGGAGGCAGAGGAGGUCUACCAGAGGCGGGUGCUGACGAUCACAGGCAUCUGCGUGGCCUUGUUAGUGGUCGGCAUCGUGUGUGUGGUGGCCUACUGCAAAACCAAGAAGCGGAGGAAUCAGAUGCAGCGUCACCUACAUCAAAACCAGAAUCAGUUCAUGGAGCAGCCAAACCGCGUGCUGGCUAACGGUCCCAACCACCCUGGGCCCGGUCCGGAGGAGAUCCCCAUGCUCGAUUACAUCCCAAAGAGCGUCCCAACGACGGAGUGUGUGAUCAGCCAUGGAGCUGAGGGUGCUGGCAACUAUGCAGGCAGUCGAAUGUCAACCCGCUCCCAUCACUCCACCACUGCCUCACAUGCUUCCAGACACGAGGAGCAGACGUGGAGCAUGGAGCGGACAGAGAGCGUAAACUCAGACUGCCAGUCGGGUGGGCUCUCCAGCUCCGUGGGAACCAGUAAGUGCAGCAGCCCGGCAUGCAUGGCGAGGCGGGCCGCCAACUACGGCUGCACAGACGUGUCAGGAAUGGGGAUGCAGUACGGGGACUCUUACGACUCUCUAAGAGACUCGCCUCACAGUGACAGAUAUGUGUCGGCGCUGACCACGCCGGCGCGGCUGUCUCCUGUGGAGUUCCACUACCCCCCUCUGCCGCCCCAGGUGCCCAUCUUCCAGAUCACCUCUCCCAACACAAGCCACGCCCUCUCCCUGCCCCCUGCUGCCGCGGCUUACCACAGAGACGACGACCAACCGCUGCUCAGAUGCCCCGAAGACGGAAGUUUAUACCGGCAGCCCAGAAGACCCCGGCGGCCCUACCUGACUGAGAGCACAGGAAGCCUACCGUCCAGCCCCUACCACCUCCCGGACGACGAAGCCUACGAGACGACGCAAGAGUACGCCUCCUCCCGGGAACCCAUCCGGAGCCGGCGCCGGCCGCGGCGCAACCGCCUGAACGGCCACGCGACCCAACGCUCAGCGGGCUUCCGGGACUACAGCUCGCAGAGCUUCAGUCAGUCGGAGGAGGAGGAGGACGAGGACGAGGACGAGGACGCUCACGGGGAGAGCACGCCUUUCCUCAGUAUGCAGAACAUGAACAUGGACCAGCCGCUGACCGGCUCGGGGUACCGCUCAGCGUCCGGCGCGGACACACGGACUCACCGCGGGCUGAGUCGGCCGAGCGCGCGCAGCAACGGGCAGAGCCGCAGCUCCCAGUCACAGCGCUCCAAAGCCGACAACAUGCCCCUUUAAGACCGGACCUGCCCCGACACCCACCCGAGACACCCACCCCCACCCCGCCACCUCACACACCUCCUCUCCUCCUUCCUUCCCUCCUUCCUUCACGGAACCAGUGGACUAGAGACCUGCACCUAGGAGAAAUAUUUUUAUUUUGUAUAACAGACAGAUAUUCUAAACAAAUGAAAUAUUUAUUUUCAUUUCAGCAAAAAUUGUCUACUAGCUAACAGCAAAGACUUUUUUUAUAACAGGGGGGAUAUUUCUAUGUGAAGUUUUUUGAUUUACAGCAUUAUGAGAGACGAAAAGAGGAGAAUUACGUGCCAAUUUUUUCACAAGUUAGAUAAAUAGAAUAAUAUUGUGGUGCCUUUUGCUGUAUGCUGAAGUCGGAGGUCCCGUUGAGUUUUUGUAGCUUUUCUUAUAAAGACUCCUCAUUUUUAUAGAGACCAACCCUCUUCCUUCCUAUUGCUUUGCUUUGGGUUUGUUUUUAUUAUUAUCAUUAUUAUUAUGUUUCGCUCUGAUUUGGCAUCUUCCUCCUUUUGAACUGUGAUCUGAUCAUGUCAUCAUGCAAUAUCGAUUCCUUCUGUGUACCAGGUGUGUUUACAUGAGUCCGCCCCGCCCGCGCGGCGGUCCAGCCGGAUGUGCGGGGUGGAUUCCUCUGACGAACCCACAUCAGUCAUCAGUCCGCCACCCGUCGCGCAUCUUCCCGUAGUUUCUGUCGGAAAAGAAGGGCGCUCAGGUGUUGUAUGUAGAGGGACGGCGACCUCAGAUAUGCGUGUAGGUGUUCAGGGUGCUGUCACUACAUUAAUGUGUGUGUGUGAGGUUUUCAUGACGCCCAGUUUGCGGUCCCUCACCUGACGCCACGCUGCCAGAAGCUCCACUGCACUGUAAGCACCUCCCUCGCGCGAGCCAGGGAGCCGCCCGACCCGAACUGAACCAGAACUGAGUCCAGUUGUAAUAUCCAGCCUGACUCUGGCCUCCCGUGGACUGCCUGCCCCCCACCCCCACGCGUUUCCUAUGCCAGCAGCUUAGAGCCGCACUGUGUCUCAGGACUUUCCCCAUCGCAUCACAGCCGAACGACUCCCCACGAUCCCUCCGCCGUCCCCCAUCAUCCCAGUGUCAGAUCAGUCCACGCGGCCAGAACCCACACCACCGCCCACCCGCACUCACUUCCGUCGAGUUAAUAGAAGGGGAGGAAAAACAUGAAAAAUAAAACUCAUAGCUACGAGUUUAGGGCGCUGAAGUUGGGGACGGGAUUGGAAAUUCACAUAAAAAAAAAAAAAAAUUAAUAUUCAAAAAGUUGUAUGAAUGAAUGAAUGAAGCCGUUGUGGCGAGGAUACAUCCGGGGCCUUUCUAAAAUAAUGCCUCACGCCAACCUCCCCACAACCCCCCCUCUAUGCUCCCCCCUUCACCGAGAGGAUGACGUCAUACCGGCUCCUUACUCCUGCAAGUGCAGCUCAGAAAAUUACAAUAUCAUCAAAGUGGUUCGGUCACUAAUCCAAUUCAAAAGUGGAACUCAUAUAUUACACACAAAUCGACGCAUUCCAGUCAUUCGGUGGUCUUUGUGUUCUUCUCCAUUCUCCCGGAAGUAGACUACAAGGUCUACUUCCGGGAGAAUUUCUAAUGGACCAAUCAGCGAGCUGUGAACGAUGACGUUGAUUUUGUGCGUCGUUUUAGAAUUGUAGUCUGCCCGUCAUUUUUACGGACUGGGUAACGUUUGUAAUGUCGUCAGAGUCCACGCCUGGACUGAAUUGUGGUGAUUGUAGCCCACAGAGUGAACACCUGGUUCUGUGUUAAUGGCUUCGUUCAGAGCUGUGCUGUUGAGCCAGGUCAUAAUUGGUGGCUAGCUUACAGCUAACGAGACCCCAGAAUGUUAGCUUCCAAACUUAGGAUAUCACAGGAAACAAUUUGAAAAGAUUUCAGAUGUAAACAUGUUCAGCUCCCUCAUCGCUGUGAAUGUCAGGUCCAGGCUAAUAGUUGAAUCAGCUGAACGCUGCUUUGAUUGGGAUCGAGGGUGUGGAGUUUACACAGUGCAGCCUUGACAUUACCAUCUCUUUAUGUUAUCAUUUUUCCCAUAUUUAUGGAUCAAAUAUCCAUAUAGAGGUUAUUUCUCUAAGCAGUUAGUGGUCUAGUUAACAGGAAGCUUCCAGUUUCCAGGAGUUUGGCUUGUUUCCAUAAUAGUUGCACAUGUGUAUACACAUGGUGUACAAAAGCAUUCAGCAUCCAUUUUUUUUUGCAAAUCCAAAGACAUCGACGGCAGCCAGUAAUGAAAUGGUGCAAAGUGAUCAUGUCGUUAUAUGCCAAUAAAACCGGUGUGCAACAUGAUGACCUUCGCAGUGAACAUCCGACUCGACGGCCGUCCAGCGACGACCGUCAGUGAAAAUACGAAAGGUGCUGUGAAUUUUGCAUUUCACUUUGAAGUCACUGUCCCAGAGUUUGCAGGAAGAGUAGAGAGGCUCAGAGUCCACUCCGCUUAAGGUCCAGUGACGAGUCUGCAGAUGUGAGCCCGCUGUGCUGCAUCAAGUCCAGUCAGCACAGAAUGUCUUCCAUUCUUCUUCGUUUUCCCGCAGGAUUUACGCCACACGUUAGAAAGGGCUUACAGGGGCAAUAGCCCAGGGCCCCCAACUUUUUGGAGGGGAAGGGUGCUCCCAAAGAUUUUUUAAUGAUUUGUUUUUGUUACUGAAUGCGUGUUUUGCAAAAACUCUGCUUUAUGGAGCGAACGUAGGCCCAGAUCACGUGAGUUUUAUUAUUUUUAUCAAUAUAAAUAUCCAGGUGUUUGAACAUUAUGAAGGAACGGCAGAUUUGUUUGGUAACAACAUGGAGUCGUUGGCUAGCGGACGUAUUAAACCUACGAUGCAUCAGUUCAUAGCUGCUGGUAUUUAGGACUACCUAAUGAUUCACUGUAAUUUGCUUUAGCAAUUGAAUAUUUCCUUAUCAGAUAGGGUACCAAAACUGUCUCCAGCCCAGGGCCCACAUCCUUGUAAAUCCGGCUCUGGGCAGGACUUGACACGCCCCCCACACUUGACAUCCAUGCCGAACGAACACCUGCUUUAGCAACCGUGGUGCGACUGCACCAGGCUUCCAUCAGACCCGAUCGCUCUCACUCCGCUUUGUUGUUUUUUUUAAUGGCGUGUUGAGCAAAUUCAUUUUCAAAAUGUGAAUUUGCGCAAUCAUCGGUCAAAGGAAACACAGCUUCUGACAGACCGUACGAGUUUCACUUUUGAGUUUAUUUGACUGACGUUUGAAUUUACUGAGAUGCACCUGAGAUGUUUUUGUCCUUUUCUUUUCCAAACUUCCAUGUGUCUUCGUCACGGUAGUGGCUGGCACAGCUUGGACGUGAAUUAAGAGGCGACAAAGCACACUUGUGUGGCGGUGUGUGUGAUAAUCCAGGUUAACACGUCCUCAGUUGUGAUUCCGACAUUUUGAAUUGCUUCUUUUGCUUCGUCAUGGCGCCUGACAGGGGUUGUUUUUGUUGUUUGUUUUUUCCCCCUCGCCAUCUCCCGCCAUCAUGUCUUCCUCUCUCCCUCUUAGGACCUUCCAAAAGCAGCCAGCGGAGGAAUUUAAACCCCUCAUCUGGAACACACAGAGCAGCACACUCGCAUUAAGCCGACCAAAACUCUUCCGCCCCUUGGAGACUCUUUGAGGAUGAACGUCACUGUGCCCCAUAGAACUCGUUCCCCUGUUUAGGUUCUGUUUUCUUUCCUUCCAAAGACGAUGCAUGGAUCAGAGAUAUAGAGUAUCUUAAAAAAAAUCAAACAAACAAAAAAAACAAAAAAACAAGGUGACAAAUCCCGCUCGGAAUCCCAGUAGAGGUGAAUCAUUUGGGUAUUAUUUCCCUUCCCCCCAAGCCCCAAAAUAAAACCCCCAAAAAACGUUCCGCCUAUAGUUCUAACGUAUUGUCACUGUAAUCAGUCCGGGAUUUUGCAACGUGGAAAAUCAGCAAGUGAGGAUAGUGUGCUUCUAGAGCUAGUCGAAAUGUUUAACAACUUCUCUCCCCCGUCCCCACCCUGUUUCUCCUCACCCCACACUUCCCCACCCACCUGUGGCAUACACACAUAAAUGUCACUCAUGCACACACUGACACACACUCACACUUUAAUACACACACACACAGAGAAAGACACACAGCCCUUUAACGUUUGUUUGUCAAGCAGUUUGUCUUUUUUACCUGCCGAUUCCCUCUCCUUUCCCUCACUUCCACCCCCCUCUUCCCCCCUGCAUGUCCUAGUGGUACUGGUAGUUGGGUGCAUGGAAAAAGCAGCAAGCAAAUUGUUUUUCCACUCAGUUAAAAAAAAAAGAGAGAGAAGAAUAUUAACAAUAAACGAGUUUUUAAAAAAUGUCAUAAUUUAAAACAUCCAGCAAUAAAUUCCCCUUCUCUUCA
This is a messenger RNA of Poeciliopsis prolifica (blackstripe livebearer), 7254 nucleotides long. It is a transcript of the gene nrg2b, whose product is annotated as neuregulin 2b. NCBI's taxonomy places the organism in Eukaryota, Metazoa, Chordata, Actinopteri, Cyprinodontiformes, Poeciliidae. The record is from RefSeq and is a predicted model, not a curated record. The coding region runs from base 729 to 2891 and encodes 720 amino acids. Gene Ontology annotation, molecular function: signaling receptor binding. Gene Ontology annotation, biological process: animal organ development; intracellular signal transduction; nervous system development. The transcript has 13 exons.